CUCGCCCUCCCUACGCAGCCAGGCUUUCAGUCCUGGAAAAGGAGACCUAAUUCCUGGCUGUGCAAUGGUCUCUGCAAGACAACCUGAGCUUGAGGUGGUGCUUUUAUGUACAGAUCUAAAUUGGUUUUCCAUCUUCACUGAGGAGGCAAUUCAUUCUUCUCUUGCGACAACCACAUAGCUGGACAAAAUUGCAAAGAUCUGUCCUGUGUCGAGUAUGACAGCCACGACUCGUGGCUCUCCUGUCGGGGGGAAUGACAACCAGGGACAGGCUCCUGAUGGACAGUCUCAGCCUCCCCUCCCACAGAAUCAGACUUCCUCUCCCAACACAUCGAGUGAGAAUUCACCAGUGAGCCCUCCUGAUGAACAAGGUCAGGGUGAUGCUCCUCCUCAGCUUGAGGAGGAGGAGCCUGCAUUUCCUCACACUGAUUUGGCAAAGCUGGAUGAUAUGAUAAAUAGACCCCGUUGGGUGGUUCCAGUUUUGCCCAAAGGUGAAUUAGAAGUUCUUCUAGAAGCUGCUAUAGAUCUUAGUAAAAAAAGCCUUGAUAUUAAGAGUGAAGCAUGUCAACGCUUUUUCCGUGAUGGGCUCACAAUUUCCUUUACAAAAAUUCUAACAGACGAGGCUGUGAGUGGUUGGAAAUUUGAGAUCCAUCGAUGUAUUAUAAACAAUACUCAUCGCCUCAUAGAACUGUGUGUGGCCAAGCUAUCCCAGGACUGGUUUCCCCUUCUUGAACUCCUUGCUAUGGCCUUAAAUCCUCACUGCAAGUUUCAUAUCUACAAUGGUACACGUCCCUCUGAGACUGUUCCUGCUGGAGUCCAGCUGGCUGAGGAUGAACUCUUUGCACGUCCUCCUGACCCACGCUCACCCAAGGGCUGGCUUGUGGAUCUUAUCAACAAAUUCGGGACAUUAAAUGGUUUUCAGAUUCUACAUGAUCGAUAUGUCAGUGGUUCAGCAUUGAAUGUUCAGAUAAUUGCAGCUCUCAUCAAACCAUUUGGACAGUGUUACGAAUUCCUUACCCUACAUACGGUGAAGAAAUAUUUCCUUCCAAUAAUAGAAAUGGUUCCCCAGUUUCUUGAAAAUCUAACAGAUGAGGAGCUGAAAAAGGAAGCAAAGAAUGAAGCCAAAAAUGAUGCUUUAUCCAUGAUAAUCAAAUCAUUGAAAAACUUAGCUUCUCGGGUUCCUGGACAGGAGGAAACUGUCAAAAAUUUAGAAAUAUUUAGAUUAAAAAUGAUACUGAGGUUAUUACAAAUCUCAUCUUUUAACGGAAAAAUGAAUGCACUAAAUGAAGUUAACAAGGUGAUUUCCAGUGUCUCUUAUUAUACACAUCGCCAUGGCAGUCCUGAAGAAGAAGAAUGGUUGACAGCAGAGAGAAUGGCAGAGUGGAUCCAACAGAAUAAUAUCUUGUCAAUUGUACUGCGUGACAGUCUGCAUCAACCACAAUAUGUGGAAAAACUAGAGAAGAUACUUCGCUUUGUUAUUAAAGAAAAAGCACUCACCCUCCAGGAUCUCGACAACAUUUGGGCAGCGCAGGCUGGUAAACAUGAGGCAAUUGUGAAGAAUGUCCAUGAUCUUCUUGCAAAAUUGGCUUGGGAUUUUUCUCCUGAACAACUAGACCACCUCUUUGAUUGCUUUAAGGCAAGUUGGACAAAUGCAAGUAAAAAGCAACGUGAAAAGUUGUUGGAACUCAUCCGUCGCCUUGCUGAAGAUGACAAAGACGGUGUGAUGGCACAUAAAGUGUUAAACCUCCUGUGGAAUUUAGCACACAGUGAUGACGUGCCUGUUGAUAUUAUGGAUCAGGCUCUUAGUGCACACAUCAAAAUCCUGGAUUACAGCUGUUCACAGGAUCGCGACACACAAAAGAUACAGUGGAUAGAUCGUUUUGUGGAGGAGUUGCGUACUAAUGACAAGUGGGUAAUUCCCGCACUGAAACAGAUUAGAGAAAUCUGCAGUUUAUUUGGAGAAGCACCGCAGAAUUUGAGUCAGACGCAACGAAGUCCUCAUGUGUUCUAUCGUCACGACUUGAUUAACCAGCUUCAGCAUAAUCAUUCGCUGGUCACUUUGGUAGCUGAAAACCUCUCAGCAUACAUGGAGAAUAUACGGCAGUUUCACAAAGAGAACCCAGAAUAUGAUCCACAGACGGUGCAGCCAAGUAGUCGAUACAGCCAUGUACAAGAAGUUCAAGAACGACUUAAUUUCUUGAGAUUUUUAUUGAAGGAUGGCCAACUGUGGUUGUGUGCUCCUCAAGCCAAGCAGAUCUGGAAGUGUUUGGCGGAAAACGCAGUCUAUCUUUGUGAUCGUGAAGCUUGUUUCAAGUGGUUUUCCAAGUUGAUGGGAGAUGAACCUGAUUUGGACCCAGACAUAAAUAAGGACUUCUUUGAAAAUAAUGUUCUGCAACUGGAUCCUUCCCUCCUAACAGAAAAUGGAAUGAAGUGCUUUGAGCGAUUUUUCAAGGCUGUAAACUGUCGAGAAGGAAAGCUUGUAGCCAAGCGACGUGCUUAUAUGAUGGAUGACCUCGAAUUGAUAGGACUGGAGUAUCUGUGGAGGGUCGUAAUUCAAGGAAGUGAUGACAUUGCCAGUCGAGCUAUCGACCUGUUAAAAGAAAUAUACACCAAUCUUGGACCAAGGUUGCAGGUUAAUCAGGUAGAGAUUCAUGAAGACUUCAUUCAGUCAUGUUUUGAUCGACUGAAGGCCUCGUAUGACACAUUGUGUGUACUUGAUGGUGACAAAGACAGUAUUAAUUGUGCAAGACAAGAAGCAAUACGGAUGGUGCGUGUAUUGACUGUGUUGCGGGAGUACAUCAAUGAGUGUGACAGCGACUACCAUGAGGAGCGAACUAUUCUACCCAUGUCUAGAGCAUUUCGUGGAAAACAUGUCUCACUUGUAGUACGUUUUCCGAAUCAAGGACGUCAGGUUGAGGAUUUGGAUAUUUGGUCACACACAAAUGAUACCAUUGGCUCAGUCAGGCGUUGUAUCCUCAAUCGAAUAAAAGCCAACAGCGCGCACACAAAAAUAGAAUUGUUUAUUGGUGGUGAACUUGUAGACCCUGCUGAUGAUCGAAAAUUAAUUGGACAGUUGAAUCUGAAAGAUAAAACACUUAUUACAGCCAAGCUAACACAGAUAAGCUCCAAUAUGCCUUCAAGCCCUGAUAGUUCUUCUGAUUCCUCAACUGGCUCCCCUGGAAACCAUGGUAACCACUACAGCGAUGGCCCUAAUCCAGAAGUAGAAGGCUGUUUGCCUGGAGUGAUAAUGUCCUUGCACCCUAGAUACAUUUCCUUCCUUUGGCAAGUUGCAGAUCUGGGCAGCAGCCUAAACAUGCCACAGUUGAGAGAUGGUGCUCGUAUCCUUAUGAAACUUAUGCCUCCUGAUAACACUACAGUAGAAAAACUGCGUGCUAUCUGCUUAGAUCACGCGAAGCUUGGUGAAAGCAGCCUCAGUCCAACUCUUGAUUCCCUCUUUUUUGGACCAUCUGCCUCACAAGUGCUGUAUCUAACUGAGGUAGUAUAUGCCUUGUUAAUGCCUGCCAGUGCACCUCUGGGGGAAGACGCAAGUGAUUUUCAGUACAAUUUUUUAAAAAGUGGUGGUGUGUCCCUCGUGCUGGGAAUGCUCACCAGGAAUAAUUUCCUCCUAAAUGCGGAUGUGGAGACUCGCAGGGCUGCCUAUCUUAAUGCACUAAAAAUAGCCAAAGUAUUACUCACGGCAGUUGGAUAUGGCCAUGUCAGAGCUGUAGCCGAAGCCUUUCAGCCAGUUGUGGAGGGUUCAAGCACUGUUUCACCGAUAAAUCAUGCUACUCAUAGCCAGGCUGUAGUUCUGCAGAAUGCUCUGCACAACAUUCCCAAUCCCACUUCAGAAUGUAUGUUGCGAAAUGUAGCUAUUCGCCUUGCACAGCAAAUAUCAGAUGAGGCCUCAAAAUAUAUCCCAGACAUCUGUGUUAUCCGAGCAGUUCAAAAAAUUGUCUGGGCCUCGGGUUGCGGUUCGAUACAGCUUGUAUUCAGUUCAAGUGAAGAUAUCAGCAAGAUUUAUGAAAAGACUAAUGCAGGGAAGGAGCCAGAUUCAGAAGAUGAACAUGUUUGCUGUGAAGCACUGGAAGUCAUGACGCUUUGUUUUGCACUGGUUCCAACAGCGCUGGAUACACUUAGUAAAGAAAAGGCAUGGCAAACCUUCAUCAUUGAUUUGCUACUGCACUGCCACAGCAAAGCUGUAAGGCAAAUGGCCCAGGAGCAGUUCUUCCUGAUGGCUACCAGAUGCUGCAUGGGACAUCGACCUCUCCUUUUCUUCAUUACUCUGCUCUUCACUGUAUUGGCAAGCACAGCAAGAGAGAGAGCAAAACAUUCAGCAGACUACUUCACGUUAUUGAGACAUUUGCUUAAUUACGCCUAUAAUAGCAACAUCAACUUACCGAAUGCAGAAGUUCUGCUCAACAAUGAAAUUGAUUGGCUGAAGAGGAUUCGGGAUGAAGUAAAAAGAACAAGUGAAACGGGUGUCGAAGAAACCAUCCUGGAGGGUCAUCUUGGAGUCACAAAGGAGCUGCUGGCUUUCCAGACACCUGAAAAGAAAUAUCAUAUAGGUUCUGAAAAAGGAGGAGCUAAUCUCAUUAAGGAGCUGAUAGAUGAUUUUAUCUUCCCAGCCUCCAAUGUGUAUCUACAGUAUAAGAAGAGUGGGGAGUUGCCAUCUGAGCAGGCCAUUCCUGUUUGUAGUACGCCAGCUACCAUCAAUGCUGGUUUUGAGCUGCUGGUAGCGUUAACUGUUGGCUGUGUGCAAAACCUAAAACAAAUCGUUGACACUCUGACAGAUAUGUAUUAUGCAGGUUGUGAAGCAUUAACAGAGUGGGAGUACUUGCCACCAGUCGGACCACGGCCUUCAAAAGGAUUUGUAGGAUUAAAGAAUGCUGGUGCAACUUGCUACAUGAAUUCUGUUAUCCAGCAACUGUACAUGAUACCAGCUAUCAGAAAUGGUAUACUUACUACUGAAGGCACUGGCAGUGAUGUUGAUGAUGAUACAUCUGGUGAUGAGAAACAAGAUAAUGAGAGCAACAUAGAUCCCAGAGAUGAUGUUUUUAGUUACCAUCACCAUUAUGACAAACCUGUAAUAGGAAAAACUGAAGAUCGGAAAGAGUAUAAUAUUGGCGUCCUCAGGCACCUUCAAGUCAUCUUUGGACAUUUGGCUGCCUCCAGAUUACAGUACUAUGUGCCUAGAGGUUUCUGGAAGCAGUUCAGGCUUUGGGGUGAACCAGUUAACCUUAGAGAACAACAUGAUGCUUUAGAAUUCUUCAACUCUCUUGUGGACAGCUUGGAUGAAGCUUUGAAAGCUCUUGGACAACCUACUAUGCUAAGCAAAGUUCUUGGGGGUUCAUUUGCUGAUCAGAAGAUAUGUCAAGGCUGUCCUCAUAGGUAUGAGUGUGAAGAAUCCUUCACAACGUUGAAUGUAGACAUUAGAAACCAUCAAAACCUGCUUGACUCACUUGAACAAUAUGUGAAAGGAGACUUGUUGGAGGGCGCCAAUGCAUACCACUGUGAGAAAUGCAACAAAAAGGUGGACACAGUAAAGCGUUUGCUAAUAAAGAAGCUGCCACCAGUUUUAGCAAUUCAACUGAAACGAUUUGACUAUGACUGGGAAAGGGAAUGUGCAAUCAAAUUCAAUGAUUAUUUUGAGUUUCCACGGGAGCUGGAUAUGGAGCCUUAUACAGUUGCAGGUGUUGCCAAGUUGGAAGGGGAUGAUAUCAAUCCAGAAAAUCAGGUGAUCCAAAAUGACCAGCCAGAUAAUGAACAGCCUGGUAGCACGAAAUACAGACUAGUUGGUGUCUUGGUGCACAGUGGGCAAGCCAGCGGUGGACAUUACUAUUCUUACAUCAUUCAGAGAAAUGGUGGAGAUGGUGAGAAGAACAAAUGGUAUAAGUUUGAUGAUGGUGAUGUAACUGAGUGCAAAAUGGAUGACGACGAGGAGAUGAAAAACCAGUGUUUUGGUGGAGAAUAUAUGGGUGAAGUCUUCGACCAUAUGAUGAAACGUAUGUCAUACAGGCGACAAAAACGAUGGUGGAAUGCCUAUAUACUUUUCUAUGAACGUAUGGAUACAAUAGAUAAAGAUACUGAGUUAGUUAAAUACAUUUCCGAGCUGGAGAUUACCAUUAAACCACACCAGAUAAAGAUGCCAAGCGUCAUAGAGCGAAGUGUUCGGAAGCAGAAUGUACAAUUCAUGCACAACCGAAUGCAGUAUAGCCUGGAGUACUUCCAGUUUAUGAAGAAACUACUGACCUGUAACAGUGUCUACCUGAAUCCACCACCUGGGCAAGAUCAGCUGUUGCCUGAAGCUGAAGAACUGGCUAUGAUAAGUAUUCAACUUGCGGCAAGGUUCUUGUUCAAUACAGGGUUUCAUACAAAGAAAAUUGUCCGUGGUCCAGCAAGCGAAUGGUAUGAUGCAUUGUGUAUCCUGCUCCGCCACAGCAAGAAUGUACGCUAUUGGUUUGCACAUAAUGUUCUUUUUGCCCACCCAAAUCGCUUCUCUGAGUACCUUCUGGAGUGCCCUAGUACAGAAGUGAGGAGUGCUUUUGCUAAGCUCAUUGUAUUUAUUGCACAUUUCUCUUUGCAAGAUGGACCAUGCCCUUCCCCCUUUGCCUCCCCAGGACCUUCCAGUCAGGCUUAUGAUAAUUUAAGUCUCAGUGAUCAUCUUCUUAGAGCUGUUCUAAAUCUACUGAGACGAGAGGUAUCUGAGCAUGGAAGGCACUUGACACAGUACUUCAACCUUUUUGUUAUGUACGCCAAUCUGGGGGUGGCUGAAAAGACACAAUUGCUAAAACUGAAUGUGCCUGCAACAUUUAUGCUUGUUGCUUUGGAUGAAGGCCCAGGUCCUCCUAUUAAAUACCAGUAUGCUGAACUUGGCAAGCUUUAUGCUGUGGUGUCACAGUUAGUUCGUUGCUGUGAUGUAUCAUCACGCAUGCAAACUUCAAUUAAUGGAAAUCCGCCCCUGUCAAACCCCUACGGUGAUCCUAACCUGUCCCAGCCUAUAAUGACUAUCCAGCAGAGUGUGGCAGACAUCCUGUUUGUACGAACUAGUUAUGUGAAAAAGAUUAUUGAAGACUGCAGCAAUUCUGAGGAGACCAUCAAACUACUUCGCUUCUGCUGCUGGGAGAUUCCACAGUUUUCUUCCACUGUUCUGAGUGAACUCCUCUGGCAGGUGGCAUAUUCUUAUACUUAUGAGCUUAGACCCUACUUAGAUCUUCUGCUGCAAAUUUUGCUAAUAGAGGAUUCUUGGCAAACCCACAGGAUUCAUAAUGCCUUAAAGGGGAUUCCUGAUGACAGGGAUGGGCUGUUUGACACCAUUCAGCGUUCUAAAAACCACUAUCAGAAGAGAGCGUAUCAGUGUAUUAAAUGCAUGGUAGCCCUCUUCAGUUCCUGUCCUGUAGCCUACCAGAUCCUCCAGAGUAAUGGAGACCUGAAAAGGAAAUGGACGUGGGCAGUAGAGUGGCUUGGAGAUGAGCUGGAACGUCGGCCGUAUGCUGGAAAUCCACAAUAUACGUACAACAACUGGUCACCCCCUGUACAGAGCAAUGAAACAUCAAAUGGUUACUUCCUGGAACGGUCACACAGUGCCAGGAUGACACUUGCAAAGGCCUGUGAGCUGUGCCCCGAAGAGGGAACAUCUCAGGUGAUAUCAGCCACAGAAACAUUGGCAAGCAGCUUAAUAGGAGUCUCGCAGGAGCCAGAUGAGCAAGAAGCACCAGAUGAUCACGAUUCUUCCCCUCCAGAAGAUGCCCCAUUAUACCCCCAUUCACCCAGCUCCCAGUAUCAACAGACCACCAAAUAG
Molecule: messenger RNA, 7795 nt
Organism: Callorhinchus milii (elephant shark)
Lineage: Eukaryota; Metazoa; Chordata; Chondrichthyes; Chimaeriformes; Callorhinchidae
Gene: usp9
Product: ubiquitin specific peptidase 9
Exons: 46
Coding region: 215-7795 (2526 amino acids)
Biological process (GO): cell migration; protein deubiquitination
Cellular component (GO): nucleus; cytosol
Molecular function (GO): cysteine-type deubiquitinase activity; cysteine-type endopeptidase activity
Source: RefSeq, a predicted model, not a curated record